Messenger RNA from Solea solea (common sole), 15525 nucleotides. It is a transcript of the gene lrp1bb, whose product is annotated as low density lipoprotein receptor-related protein 1Bb. Gene Ontology annotation, molecular function: calcium ion binding; protein binding. The transcript is spliced from 92 exons. The record is from RefSeq and is a predicted model, not a curated record. The coding region runs from base 514 to 14469 and encodes 4651 amino acids. Lineage: Eukaryota; Metazoa; Chordata; Actinopteri; Pleuronectiformes; Soleidae.
GUUGAGGACCCUCCCUCUGAAACUCCCCCCCUCAGGACCUCAGUCUGACAGCCACUCUACUGACUGUACAGCUAUAACCUUUCAGACGAGCUGCCUGCGCCACCUCGGCGGCAUUUAAUCACUGAGAAAACGACUGGAGUCGUAUGCAUUCUUUAUGCUUCUUCCACGCUCGCACCCCGCCUUCCCCAUCGCGUCGCCGUGAGCGUGUGUGUGUGUGUGUGUGUGUGUGUGUGUCUGUGCGCGCGCCACAGACUCUCAUUUCUCCUGCUGUCUCCGGUGCGUCUGUUUCGCUGUGUGGAGCGGCGGUGUGCAUGUGUCGGGGAGCCGGGGGAGCGCUGCACUGCUCUGCGCACUCGUUCUCCUGGACAUCACCGAGUACACAGCGCUCGAUAACCCGGGUGGCGGUGGUGGUGGAGGAGGAGGAGGAGGGGAGACUGGACCCGGACCUGGAGCAGGAGCAGGAGCAGGACCGGGAGACGCACUGUGGCUUCUUAGAGCCCGCUCUCCGAAAACAUGUCCGAAUUGUUUCUGCUCGUUUUUCUAGCCCUGCUCUCGGGAUUAUUUCCGUGCGCCGAGCCCUCCACAGUGUCGGACGAGGAGAAAGAGGCCAUUGUGUGUGACAUUGGGGAGUUUCACUGUCGCGAGCGGCAAACCUGCAUCCCCGACGCCUGGCUCUGCGAUGGCGAGCCCGACUGCCCGGACGACUCGGACGAAACAGAUCAAACUUGUGCACAUGAGGUGGUGAUCAGAUGUCCUCUAAAUCACAUACAGUGUAUCGGCACAAAAAAAUGCAUUCAUUUCAACAAACUCUGCAACGGGGCUCGAGACUGUGAGGAUGGCUAUGAUGAAGGAGUUCACUGUAGAGAGCUCCUGUCAGCCUGCCACGAGCUCAGGUGCCGCUACGGCUGCGUCAUGACAAGAAACGGCACCUUCUGUUUCUGCGCUGACGGCUUCGAGGUCGGCGAGGACGGGACAAGCUGCAGAGAUCAUGAUGAAUGUGCCAUAUAUGGCGCAUGCAGCCAAACCUGCACGAACACCUACGGGUCAUACAGAUGCAGCUGCACAGAAGGAUACAUCCUACAGCCUGACAGGAUAUCCUGCAAAGCCAAACAAGAUCCUGGUGACAGCCGCCCAGUGCUUCUCAUUGGAGGCGCAGAUCGUAUUGUCAUCACCAGCCUAAAUGGAACGGGCCUCAAACCCCUAAGGUCCUUGAGUGUAAAUGGAACUGUGGCACUGGAUUUCCAGCACAAGCAGGAAACCGUAUGCUGGGUCCUGUCUUCAGAAUCCUCUGGGCAACUCCGAUGUGCUGAAGCAAGAAAUCUGCGCGGAUUCACACGGGAAAAGGAAAUAAGAACACAACAGCAUUUGCAAAAUGUGGAGCAGAUGGCCAUUGAUUGGUUGACGGGCAAUUUUUAUUUUGUUGACCGGGUCACUGACAAGAUUUUCGUGUGCGACAAUGGCGGGGUAACAUGUGUUACUGUCAUACAACUGGACUUACUCAACCCUAAAGGAAUAGCUCUGGAUCCUCUGAUGGGAAUGAUGUUCUUCACCGACUAUGGGAACGUGGCCAAGGUGGAGCGCUGCAACAUGGACGGCACCAAUCGGACGCGGCUGGUGGAUUAUAAAAUUGAGCAGCCCACUGCCGUGGCACUGGACGUGGUCAAGAAGCUGGUAUACUGGGCCGACGCCUACCUGGAUUACAUCGAGGUGGUGGACUAUCAGGGCGGGAACAGGCAUACCGUUAUCCAUGGGAGCCAAGUGUCAUACAUUUAUGCACUAGCUGUGUUUGAGGACUACCUCUAUGCUACCCACUCUGACCCUUCCAAAGGGAGUUCCGCUGUGGAGCUGCUGCUGAUCCACAGGUUCAACAUCACAGCAGAGAGCACAACAUUAGCCAGCAUGGGGAAUACUAAAGGAGUGCGUGUGUACCACAAACUCACUCAGCCAAGAGUUCGGAGUCAUGCUUGUGAAAUUGAUUCCUAUGGAAAGCCAGGUGGAUGCUCCCAUAUUUGCCUCCUGAGUGGCAGCUACAAGUCCAGAUCAUGCCGUUGUCGUACUGGUUACAGCUUGGGCUCCGAUGGACAGUCCUGCAAAAAGCCCAAAAGCGACCUCUUCCUCUUCUACGGCAAGGGACGUCCCGGUGUCAUCCGAGGACUGGAUAUGAACAUCAAGUCCAGCGAUGAGCACAUGGUGCCAGUCAAGGACCUGGUUAACCCUCGAGCCAUCGACUACCAUGCCGAAUUGGGACACGUUUACUUUGCCGAUACGACCAGUUUCCUCAUCGGGCGGCAAAAAAUAGAUGGAAGUGGCAGAGAGACGAUACUCAAAGAUGAUCUCGACAAUGUGGAGGGAAUCUCGGUGGACUGGAUUGGGAAUAACCUGUACUGGACCAACGAUGGCUACAGGAAGACGAUUAGCGUCGCCAGGCUGGAGAAAGCCUCACAGACGAGAAAGACUCUUUUGGAAGGAAACAUGUCACACCCACGGGCCAUUGUGGUCGACCCUCUUAAUAGCUGGAUGUACUGGACAGACUGGGAAGAGGAUGAGGUCAAUGACAGCAUAGGGAGAAUAGAAAAGGCCUGGAUGGAUGGAUCCAACCGCCGGAUUUUUGUCACCUCCAACAUGCUGUGGCCCAAUGGUCUGACACUGGACCACGGCACCAGCACCAUGUACUGGUGUGACGCCUACUACGAUCACAUUGAGAAGAUUCAUCUGAAUGGAACUGGAAGAAUGGUGGUGUACAACGGGAAAGAGCUGAACCAUCCGUUUGGAAUCUCCCACUAUCGGAAUUUCAUCUUUUGGACAGAGUACAUGAAUGCUUCGGUCUUCCAGCUGGACCUAACAGCCAGCGAUGUCACUCUAAUGCGGAGUGAGAGACCGCCACUGUUCGGCCUGCGUGUCUAUGACGCACAGAGUCAGCAAGGGGAAAACGCAUGCAGUGUGAAUUAUGGAGGCUGCGGAACCCUCUGCCUCGCCAUCCCAGGAGGCAGAGUGUGUGCCUGCGCUGACAACCAGGUUCUGGAGAAGAACAAUGUCACCUGCACAGAAGCCUCCAGCACUUUACAGCCACAGCGAUGUAAAAACGACGAGUUUCAGUGCCACAAUCAUCGCUGCAUACGAGCUGCCUGGAAGUGUGACGGAGACGAUGACUGUCUGGAUGGAAGCGAUGAAGAGAGCCACAGCUGUUACAAUCACAGCUGCCCCAUUGAUCAGUUCAAAUGCAGCAACAACCGCUGCAUCCCGAAAAGAUGGCUUUGCGACGGAACAAAUGACUGUGGUAACAACGAGGAUGAGGCUAACACUACCUGUACAGCCCAGCACUGUCAGGCCGACCAGUUCUCCUGCCUCAACAGACGAUGUAUACCUCGAGCCUGGCUCUGCGACCGGGAGGAUGACUGUGGAGACAUGUCUGAUGAAAUGUCCUGCUCUUUCCCCACAUGUGAGGCCCUGACUCAGUUCAGCUGUUCCAAUGGAAGAUGUAUAAGCGUGAACUGGCACUGUGAUUCAGAUGAUGACUGCGGCGAUGGCAGCGAUGAAGCUGGCUGCAUCCACUCGUGCUCCAACACCCAGUUCCAGUGCACCAGUGGCCGCUGCAUCCCGGACCAGUGGGCCUGCGACGGUGACAACGACUGUGGAGACUUCAGCGACGAGAACACCACCUGCAGAGGUGGAUCAGCAUUGCUGCCAUCUGUGAUUGAGUGCAGCGGGGAGGAAUUCCACUGUGUCGCUGACGGAACCUGCAUCCCCGAGCGCUGGAGGUGUGACGGAGACAAGGACUGCGAGGAUGGAAGCGACGAGAAAGACUGCGAAGGCACCAAAAGGAUGUGCGACCCCAAGGCCAAGUUUACAUGCAAAGACACAGGGAAGUGCAUCACAAAGAGCUGGGUGUGCGAUGGGGACAUUGAUUGUGAAGACCGCUCAGAUGAAGAGUCCUGUGAGUCCGCUGUCUGCAAGCCACCCAAGUACCCUUGUGCAAAUGAUACCUCUGUCUGUCUGACUCCUGAUAAGAUCUGCAAUGGAAAAGUGGACUGCGCUGAUCGCUCGGAUGAAGGACCCAUCUGUGAUAUGUGUCUGGUAGCCAGAGGAGGGUGCAGUCACCAGUGCACUGUGGCGCCAGGGAAAGGGGUUGUGUGCUCUUGUCCCCCUGGGCUUCACCUGGACUCCAGCAACAAGACGUGUGAGGUGGUCGACUACUGCAGCCGUCACCUAAAGUGCAGCCAAGUGUGUGAGCAGUACAAGACCACAGUGAAGUGCUCCUGUUAUCCAGGAUGGAUGCUGGACCCAGACGGGGACAGCUGUCACAGCACAGAUCCCUUUGAGGCUUUCAUCAUUUUCUCAAUCCGGCAUGAGAUAAGACGAAUAGACCUUCACAAGCGGGACUACAGCCUCCUGGUGCCGGGGUUGAGGAAUACUAUUGCACUAGACUUCCACUUUAAUCACAGCCUACUUUACUGGACAGACGUUGUGGAGGAUAAGAUCUAUAGAGGGAAGCUCUCUGAGUCUGGUGGAGUCACUGGGAUUGAGGUGGUCGUGCAGCACGGACUGGCCACCCCAGAGGGUCUGGCUGUGGACUGGAUUACAGGGAAACUGUACUGGAUUGACAGCAAUCUGGACCAGAUUGAGGUUGCCAAGCUUAAUGGAGAUAUGCGCACCACACUGAUUGCUGGAGGCAUGGAGCAUCCACGGGCCAUUGCUCUCGACCCUGGGCAGGGGAUCCUCUUCUGGACCGACUGGGAUGCUACUUUUCCCCGAAUCGAGGCUGCGUCAAUGAGUGGAGGAGGUCGACAUAUUGUGUUUAAAGAUAUGGAAAUUGGUGCCUGGCCUAAUGGACUGACUCUGGAUCAUCUGGAAAAGAGGAUUGUUUGGACAGAUGCACGAUCCGAUGCCAUUUUCUCUGCACUCUAUGACGGCAGUGGGGUCAUUGAGAUCCUCAAGGGCCACGAAUACCUGUCUCAUCCUUUCGCCGUAUCUCUCUACGGAGGCAACGUGUACUGGACGGACUGGAGGACAAAUACUUUGGCAAGAGCCAAUAAGUGGACCGGUCAAAAUGUCACAGUUAUCCAAAAGACAAGUGCUCAGCCUUUUGACUUGCAGAUCUUCCAUCCCAGCAGGCAGCCACAAGCCUCUAACCCAUGUGAAGAGAAUGAUGGACGUGGUCCGUGCUCACAUCUGUGUCUCAUCAAUUACAAUCGCACUGCUUCCUGCACCUGUCCACACCUCAUGAAGCUUUCAACCGACAAACAGUCCUGCUUUGCACUGAAAAGGUUCCUCCUGUACGUGCGGCGCUCUGAAAUCCGCGGUGUGGACAUCGACGACCCUUACAUGAAUGUCAUGACGGCCCUCACGGUGCCAGACAUCGAUGACGUCUCCAUGGUGGACUAUGAUGCCCAGGAGGAGAGGAUAUACUGGGCUGACAUUAAAACACAGACCAUUAAAAGGGCCUUCAUCAAUGGCACCCAGCUUGAGACCAUCAUUUCCACAGAUAUAGUGAACUGCCGCGGUCUGGCUUUAGACUGGAUUUCAAGGAACUUAUACUGGCUCAGCUCUGAAAAUGAUGAGUCACAAAUCAAUGUGGCUCGCUUUGAUGGCUCCCUGAAGACUUCCAUCAUCCAUGGCAUUGAUAAGCCGGGGUGUCUUGUCGUGCACCCUGCCAGAGGGAAAAUCUAUUGGACCGACAGCAACACCAUUAACAUGGCAAACAUGGACGGGAGUAACAGCAAAGUCCUCCAACAGAAUCAGAGGGACCCUGUAGGUCUCUCACUGGACUACACAGCCAACAAGCUGUACUGGAUCAGCUCGGCCAAUGGCACUAUCAACAGGUGCAAUCUUGAUGGCAAUGGGCUGGAAGUGUUGGAGACUCUAAAGAGGGAGUUAGCCAAAGGCACAGCUCUGGCAGUGAUGGGUGGAAAACUGUGGUGGGCAGACGAGGAAUCGGCACAGCUGGGAACGGCGAACAAGAGAGAUGGACGGAACCAUGUGAUUCUGAGAAACAAGACGAAUGGGGUGGUUCAUAUGAAAGUGUAUGACAGAGAGGGUCAGAAGGGACGAAACCCGUGCCAGAUAAACAACGGAGGAUGUUCACAGCUGUGUUUCCCGACCUCUGAAAACACCCGUAGCUGCGCCUGCACUGUUGGCUACAACCUGCGCAGCGACCGCAUGUCGUGCGAAGGUGUUGACUCGUUUCUGAUGUAUUCCAUCCAUGAGGGAAUCCGGGGAAUCGCUCUUGACCCAAAUGACAACAGUGAAGCCCUCAUGCCCAUCACGGGAACACUGUUUGCUGUGGGAGUGGACUUUCACGCAGGAAAUGACACGGUGUACUGGACCGACAUGGGCCUGAACAGAAUAUCCCGUGCCAAGCGUGAUCAGACCUGGAGGGAGGAUAUCAUUACGACUGGCAUUAGCCGCGUGGAAGGCAUCGCCGUUGACUGGAUAGCUGGAAAUCUAUAUUGGACAGACCACGGUGUCAACUUAAUUGAAAUCUCCCGUCUGAACGGUGCAUAUCGCUCAGUGGUUAUAUCUGAAGGAUUAGAUCAGCCCCGGGCCAUUGCUGUACAUCCACAGAAAGGGUAUCUCUUCUGGACUGAGUGGGGCCAGAACCCCUGCAUCGGCCGCUCCCGUCUAGACGGUUCGGACCAGGUGACCUUGGUCAACUCGGGCAUCAUGUGGCCCAAUGGAAUUUCCAUAGACUAUGAGGAAAAUACAUUAUACUGGUGCGACGCCCGCACGGAUAAAAUCGAGAGGAUCAACCUUGAGACAGGUGAGGGCCGAGAGAUUGUACUGUCUGUGGCCAACGUGGACCUGUUCUCGGUGGCUGUGUUUGGGCCUUACAUCUACUGGUCUGACAGGGCCCACUCCAACGGUUCAAUCCGUCGCGCCUUCAAGGCUGACACCUCUGAGGUCGUGACCAUACGGAGUGGUCUCGGGGUCAAUUUGAAGGAUGUGACAGUCUUCAAUAGAGGCAGAGAAAAAGGUACCAACCCGUGUGCGAGGAGUAAUGGAGGCUGCCAACAGCUGUGCUUUCACCUGGGCAGUGGGCGCCGCACGUGCUCCUGCGCCCACGGCCGCCUGGCAGACGAUGGCUUCGCCUGCGAGCGCUAUGAAGGUUAUCUUCUCUACUCGGAGAGGACUAUACUGAAAAGCAUCCAUCUUUCAGAUGAGAACGACCUCAACUCACCUGUCCAGCCUUUUGAAAAUCCUGCAUUUUUCAAGAAUGUCAUUGCCUUGGCCUUUGACUAUAGUCAGGAGACAGCUGGGACCAACCGCAUAUUUUUCAGCGACGUCCAUUUUGGAAAUAUCCAGAUGAUAAAUGACGACUGGACAGGGAGAACUAUUAUUGCCGAAAAUGUGGGUUCAGUGGAGGGCCUCUCCUACCACCGGGCCUGGGACACUUUAUACUGGACCAGCUCCACCACCUCCACCAUCACCAGGCAAACUGUGGACCAGACACGGGUCGGUGCCCUCAGCAGGCAGGCUGUGGUCACACUCUCUGAGGACGACCAUCCACACGUCCUGGCCCUGGAUGAGUGUCAAAACCUGAUGUUUUGGACCAACUGGAAUGAGCAGAGGCCCAGCAUCAUGAGAUCCACUUUAUCGGGCAAGAACAUGAGGAUUAUCAUCAGUUCAGACAUUCUGUCCCCCAGCGGACUGACUAUUGACCACAAAGCAGAGAAGCUGUACUUUUCAGAUGGGAGCCUUGGCAAGAUUGAGAGAUGUGACUUUGAUGGUUCCAGCAGAUAUGUCAUUGUCAAAUCAGGACCUGGAAACUUCUAUGGGUUGGCCAUCUAUGCAGAUUUUAUUUACUGGUCGGAUUGGGCCCAUAGGUCUGUGCUGCGAUCGAACAAACACACAGGCGGGGACACCAAAGUACUGCGAGCCGAUAUACCCCAUCAACCGAUGGGAAUUAUAGCUGUAUCCAGAGAUACAAAUAACUGUGAGCUGUCCCCAUGCCGACACAUGAACGGAGGCUGCGGUGACCUUUGUCUUCUCACCCCGUAUGGGAGGGUCAACUGCACUUGCCGUGGAGAGCGUGUACUGUUGGACAACAACAGAUGCGUGUCAGAAAAUUCCUCCUGCAACAUCCAUACUGAAUAUGAGUGUGGGAACGGGGAGUGCAUCAACUACCAGCUAACCUGUGAUGGAGUAGCCCACUGCAAAGAUAAAUCAGAUGAAAAGAUGCAGUACUGUGACAACAGAAGCUGUCGGAAGGGUUUCAGGCCGUGCUACAACCAGCGAUGUGUGGCCAACAGUCGCUUCUGCGACGGGAUCGAUGACUGUGGGGAUAAUUCUGAUGAAGCUUUCUGUACUAAUGUCACUUGUGGCUCAUCAGAAUCAUCGUGCAAAGAUGGGAGCUGUGUACCCAGCUCAGCCUGGUGUAACCAGGUCAUUGACUGUGCCGACGCUUCGGAUGAAAAAAACUGCAACCACACCGACUGCUCACACUUUUACAAGCUGGGGGUGAAAGAGAAAGAAUUCAUUAGCUGCAACACCACCUCGCUGUGCAUCCACCCCUCAUGGAUCUGUGACGGCGCCAACGACUGCGGUGACUAUGUUGAUGAGACCAACUGCCAGGUUUCCCAUGGUCAAAAGUGCGAGGAAGGCCACUUUGCAUGCCCAAGCGGGAACUGCAUCUCCAGUGUUUGGCUGUGUGACGGCCAAAAAGACUGCGAAGACGGUGCGGAUGAAUUCCAGUGUGACUCAUCAUGCCUGUGGAAUCAGUUUGCCUGCUCAAAGAACAAGUGCAUUGCCAAACAAUGGCUGUGUGACGGGGAGAACGACUGUGAGGACGGCCUUGAUGAGAGCGUCCAGAUCUGUGGCUCAGUGACAUGUGCUCCAGGGCUGUUCAGCUGCCCUGGGUCGUAUGCCUGUGUUCCGAAACGCUGGCUCUGUGAUGGCGAGAGGGACUGCCCUGAUGGGAGUGAUGAACUCUCUGCAGCUGGCUGUGCACCCAACAACACAUGUGAUGGCAGCUCAUUUCGCUGCCGCAACAAGGCGUGUAUCCCCCAGCGAUUUGUCUGUGACCAUGACGACGACUGUGGAGACGGAUCUGAUGAGUCAGUGGAAUGUGUCUAUCGCUCCUGUGGAUCUGAGGAAUUCCGCUGCAGGGACGGCCGCUGUCUUCUCAGUUCUCAGUGGGAGUGUGACGGCCACGCAGACUGUCCCGACCACUCUGACGAACUGCCUCUAAACCUCAAAUGUCUGGCAGCAGGCAGCCUGUGCAAUGGCUCCUUCUUCAUGUGUUCCAAUGGACGCUGCAUUUCUGAGGGGAAUCUGUGUGAUGGGAAAAACGACUGUGGAGACCAGUCGGAUGAGAAGAACUGCAAUGUGAACGAAUGCCUGAAUCGAAGGGUCAGCGGGUGCACACAGGACUGCCACGAUCUUACUGUUGGAUACAAGUGUAAGUGCUGGCCUGGUUUCCACCUGAAGGAUGACGGGAAGACAUGUGUGGACAUUGAUGAAUGCUCCACCACUCUUCCCUGUAGCCAGCGCUGCAUCAACACUUACGGCUCGUACAAGUGCUUGUGUGUGGACGGUUACGAAGCCUUGGAGCGCAGUCCCAAUACAUGUAAAGCUCUGUCAGCCGAAGAGCCCUUUCUCAUUAUGGCAGACCACCAUGAGAUACGGAAGCUGAGUGUGGACGGCUCAAAUUACACCAUCUUGAAACAGGGUCUCAACAACAUCAUCCACAUAGACUUUGACUACAAGAAAGAAUUUAUUUAUUGGGUGGACUCAACAAGGCCAAGUGGUCGGAAAAUCAACAGAAUGCGCCUCAAUGGGAGCGACCUCAAGAUAGUCCACAGAACAGCAGUGCCCAGUGCAUUGGCAGUGGAUUGGAUCGGAAAAAAUCUGUACUGGUGUGAUGUGGAAAGGAAAACAAUGGAGGUGUCCAAAUCCAAUGGACUCUACCCCACCAUCCUUAUCAGUUCUAGCCUCAAGAAUCCCACAGAUUUGGCUCUGGAUCCCCAGACAGGGUAUGUAUUCUGGGUGGACUGCUGUGACCCCCCUCACAUUGGACGUAUCGGCAUGGAUGGAGGAGGGCAAACAGUUAUCAUUGACACAGAGAUCUAUAGCCCCACUGCUCUCACCAUUGACUAUACCAACAAAAGGCUUUACUGGGCCGAUGACAACCACAUCCUGUUUGCCAACAUGGAUGGUACACAGAGACGCAAAGUGUCCUAUGAUCACAUCCAAGGGGUAAUGGCUCUGACUUUGUUUGAGGACUUUGUCUACUGGACGGAUGGGAAGUCCAAAUCACUGCGACGUGCUCAUAAGACAACUGGCUCUCAGGGGAUGGAGCUCCUUAAUUCCUGGCAAGCCAUCAAAUCCAUCAAGGUCUACCACUCCCUACGCCAGCCUGAAGUACCCAAGCACCAGUGUCAGAUUGCAAAUGGAGGGUGCAGCCACCUGUGUCUUCUGUCUCCUGGUGGAGGACACAGAUGUGCCUGUCCUACUAAUUUUUACUUGGCUGCUGACAAUAAGACCUGCCUGUCCAACUGCACCUCAAGUCAGUUUCGCUGUGGGACAGAUGAGUGUAUCCCUUUCUGGUGGAAAUGUGACACCGUGGAUGACUGUGGGGAUGGAUCAGACGAACCUGCUGACUGUCCGGAAUUCAAAUGUCAGCCGGGGCGUUUUCAGUGUGGCACUGGCCUUUGUGCGCUUCCUCCCUUUAUCUGUGACGGAGAGAACGACUGUGGCGACAAUUCAGAUGAAGCAAACUGCGAGACAUACAUCUGUCUAUCAGGACAGUUCAAGUGCACCAGGAAACAGAAAUGCAUCCCUCUUAACCUUCGCUGCAAUGGUCAGGAUGACUGUGGGGAUGGAGAGGAUGAAACCGACUGCCCUGAAAGCACCUGCUCCCCAGACCAGUUCCAGUGCAAAGCGUCUAUGCACUGCAUAUCCAAACUCUGGGUUUGUGACGAGGACCCUGACUGUGCAGACGGUUCUGAUGAGGCUAAUUGCGAUGAAAAGACCUGUGGACCACAUGAAUUCCGCUGCAAGAAUAACAACUGCAUCCCAGACCACUGGAGGUGUGACAGUCAGAAUGACUGUGGAGACAACUCAGACGAGGAGCACUGCAAGCCAGUCACAUGCAACCACAAGGAUUUCGCCUGUGCCAAUGGCGACUGCAUCUCCUCCCGUUUCCGCUGUGAUGGGGACUACGACUGCCUGGAUAAUUCAGAUGAGAGAGCCUGUGAGGCACACUGUGCAGAUGACCAGUUUAGGUGUCACAACAACCUCUGCAUCUCGCUGAAGUGGCUGUGUGACGGCCAAGAAGACUGCAAGAUGGGGGAAGAUGAAAAAAGCUGCCAGGCAACAGUAAUCCCUUCGUGUUCUGUGAACGAGUAUGUGUGUGCCAGUGGAGGUUGCGUGUCAGCCACCCUGCGGUGUGAUGGACAUGACAACUGUCUGGAUGGCUCAGAUGAGAUUGGCUGUGUGAAGGAGUGCAGAGAAGAUGAAUUUCUGUGCCUGAAUCGUGCUCACUGUAUCCCCCGACGCUGGCGCUGCGAUGACGUGCUGGACUGCAUGGACCACAGUGAUGAGGAAAACUGCAAUCAGGGUGCUUUCUUCUGCCGGGCUGAUGAAUUCAUUUGCAACAACACUUUGUGCAAACUCCACACAUGGGUGUGUGACGGCAAGGAUGAUUGUGGAGAUAACUCUGAUGAAGACAUGGACAUGUGUGCAAAACUACCCUGCCCUCCCACCAGGCAAUUCCGUUGCAGAAAUGAUCACGUGUGUCUGCGCAUGGACCAAGUCUGCAACAAGGUGGAUGACUGUGGUGACAACUCGGAUGAAGAAGAGUGUGAGGUGGUAGCUGGAAGACCUCGGCCAUGUGGGAAGACAGAGUUCACCUGCAGCAACCAGCGCUGCGUCCCAAUCCAGCUGCAGUGCGACCUCUUCAACGACUGUGGAGACGGUGGCUCAGACGAGCAAGAUUGCAAGACCUUUUCGAGUGGAGAUGUGUGUGGAAAGAAAACCAAUCCAUGUGGGGAAGAUGCCAUUUGCAACCAGACGUAUGGUAACGCUGUAUGUCAUUGCAAGCCUGGCUUUAAAAGGAACCAAAACACAGGCCAGUGUGAAGAGAUAAAUGAAUGUCUGCAGUUUGACACCUGCCCUCAUUACUGCACAAACACUAAAGGAUCAUUCAAAUGCUCAUGUGACAGGAAUUACAAAGAAAUCAAUGGAAACUGCAUAGCCAAAGGACCAGAGGAUCGAGUGCUCUACCUGGCAAAUGACACUGAAAUCCGAAGUUUUGUAUAUCCAUUUAACCAGAGCCACGGUCACAAACUGCUCACCCAUAUCGAGGACAAUGCCCGCAUUAUUGGAAUGGACUCUCUGUUCCACCACCAGAAAUUUAUCUGGGCCACCCAGUUUAACCCUGGGGGGAUUUUUUACAAAGACGCUCUCGACAGGACACAAACUAAAGCAAAUGUCAGAAACAUUUGUUCAGACUUCCGGCGCCCAAGAGAUAUUUCUGCUGACUGGAUCACAGGCAACAUUUAUUGGACUGAUCACUCUCGGAUGCACUGGUUCAGCUAUUACACAGCCCACUGGACUAAAUUACGAUAUUCCAUAAAUGUGGGCCAGCUCAAGGGACCAAAUUGCACCCGCUUGAUUACCGACAUUGCGGGAGAACCAUACGCAAUUGCCGUCAACCCCGCUAAAGGGAUGAUGUACUGGAGUGUAAUAGGCGAUCACUCUCAUAUUGAGGAAUCAGCGAUGGAUGGAUCCUUACGGAGGGUUCUUCUGGACAAAAAUCUCAGGAGACCCACUGGCUUGGCCAUUGAUUAUUUCAACCAACGUUUGUACUGGGCUGAUCCUGAGCUCUCACACAUAGGGAGCAUGAGAUUGGAUGGCUCAGACCCUCUGGUGACAAUCAGUGACAGACACGGGAUCUCUCAACCAUACAGGAUCGAUCUAUUUGAAGACUACAUCUAUGGUACCGGACUAAAACAUGAGGUGUUCAAGAUCCACAAGUAUGGCAAGCAGUCUGUGGAAUUCCUCAGUUUGGGGGUGGAGAAACCCACAAAUGUUUUAAUCUCCCAUCGGUACAAACAACAAGAUGCAUCAAAUCCCUGCCUCAGAAUGUCUUGUGAUUUCAUGUGUCUGCUCAACCCAACGGGCGCCACGUGUACUUGUCCAGAGGGAAAGCUGCUGGUCAACGGUACCUGUAGUGAUGUCAACAUCUCAGGUGAACUUUGCCGCCCACCCUGCGAGAAUGGAGGACGCUGCUUAGCCAAUGAGAAGGGAGACUGGAGAUGCUACUGCUGGCCUGACUUUUCAGGGGAGCGCUGUGAAGUUAACCACUGUACAGACUACUGCCUUAAUGGAGGCACAUGUGUGGGUUCACCUCUCGGUAAGCCCACCUGCCGAUGUAAUGUUGGCUUCUCAGGGCCUUUUUGUGAGAGAAGGAUUUGCGACAACUACUGCUUAAAUGGAGGAACAUGUGACAUCACUCAGGGGAACCAGCCGGUGUGCCGCUGUAUGGCUGAAUAUACCGGGGACCGCUGUCUUUACCACAUCUGUCAUCACUACUGUGUGAACUCCAAGGCCUGCACACUGUCUAGCAGUGGCUAUGUGGAGUGUGUGUGUCCUGCCAGGUUUGAGGGAAACAAGUGCGAGGUGGACAAAUGCCUCAGAUGCCACGGCGCGCCGUGCCUCAUUAAUGAGGAGACGGGGGAUGUGGUUUGCAAUUGCACAAAUGGCAGAAUAGCACCGAGCUGCCAGCUGUGUGACGGUUAUUGCUACAAUGGAGGCACCUGUCACCUGGACCCCGACACCAACCUGCCUUUCUGUCACUGCACGUCAGGGUUCAAGAACCAACGUUGUGAUGAGCUGGCCAACCCCUGCGAUUACUUCUGUCAGAAUGAGGGGAUGUGCACAUUAACAGCUCUUAACAAACCACGCUGCAAAUGUUCAGCCAACUGGGCAGGAACACAGUGUGAGAGGCCCGCCCCUAAAAGCAGCAGAUCAGACAAUACCAGCGGAGGGAGCAUAGCUAUCAUCGUGCCUCUGGUCCUGCUGGUCAUCUUGAUUGUGAUGGUGGUAGGAGGUGUUUACAUCUGCAGACGGAAGCAAAGGGGAAAACGUGUCCAGAGGCAGCCCAUGACGAACGGUGGAAUAAAUGUGGAGAUUGGGAACCCGUCGUACAACAUGUACGAAGUGGACCAUGACAACCAUGCAGACGCUGGCAGCCUGCUGAGACCCAACUUCACACUGGACCCUCACAAGGGCUGGUGUGUAAAAUCCAGUGAUCCGCGCGCCUUGGGCACAAAGCCUGUGCCCAAGGAGGUAAUUCCUGGACAGGUGAUUUUUACAAACUUCACUUCAUGUCCAAUGAACUACUCCAACCCUGUGUAUGCAAAGAUUUAUAUCGAUGGACAAAAUUGCAGGAAGCCAGUCAUCAGUAUUGACGAGAGGAGAGAGCUACUCCCAAAGAAAUUAGAGGGGACAAUUCAUGAAACCGCCGCAUAGCCUAACUUUACACUUUGUACUUCAUUUUUUUUACCACAGUGAAUAAAUGUGUAAUACGGAGGAGGAAACAAGUUUUUUUUUUUUUUUUUUUUUUUAGGUUUCACCGGAUUAGCAUCAGCAUAAUGUCCUUGUUGGUGUGCUGAAGAGUCUUAUUUUCCAUUUGCCGUUUGCUUUCUAAUGUCGUCAAACACGAGUUAUACAGCGCUAUUAUUAUUAGUGUACACUGUAUGACACUGAGGUAAAGCUGCUCAUUAGCAAAAACGUUAUUAACACCAUAAGCCACACACACACACACACUUGUGCACACAGUUAAAACCUUAAAAAUGCAGUGCUUAAAUUUGUAUCCAUCAAUGUUUCUAGUUUAAGUGGAAUAAUGGACGCCGUCUUUUUUGUGAACGUGAUGAAGGUUCGGCUCAGUUUUUUCUGGACAUAUGUAAGUAUGGUAGAGAAGAGCUAUAUUGAUUGUUUCUAUGGCUUUUUUUCUUUUCCUUCAAUGCCACGUGACAUAUGGACCGCUGCACUUAAUGGUUUUCACCGGACGGAUCUAUUGAACGGACUUCCUGCGAAGGCCAUAAUAAUAAUCAAGAGGAUUUUUUUUUUUUCCCUCUCACACAUUUGUUUCAUUGGUCUCCCGUCUUUUUUUUCCCAUUUCCAUGGAUUUCAAGCUCCGUUCACCCCAUUUUUACAGUGACACGCCACAUGAACUUAUCUUUUUGGUGAAAGAGAUUGAAGCCCACCUUGAAUGUUCUCCGAGCAGACUCCCAGAUCCCGUACUGUACACUGAAGAGACAGAUGCUGAAUACCAUAUUUUUCUAGGUUAUAUGUCAACAGAUGGGUGAAAUAUGUAGAUGAGGAAGAUAUUUACCACAGUUACAAAAAGAGGCUACUAAGAGUUGUUAUAGAACACAUCUGUUAACUCCGGGGGGAAAAGGAAGAUGAUAAAUAUAAGAAAUUUUAUAAUUUUGUAUUUGAUUUGUAUGUCGUUUGGCUGCUUGUAUUUUGAAGAAAUGUACUAAAUGUAAGUAAUUUUUUAUAUAAAAUGUAAAUCAAUAUUGA